AUGGAUGCAGGAUACUUUUGUUGUCUGUGGCUGAAAAAAUGCCUGCAGUUUUAUUUGACAUUUCUGAAGAACUAAGAAACCAACAUCCAAUCCAACCCCCAUAUCCAACCUUAACUGCACCAGAUUGGUGUUCCUAUGACAGAUGUGGAGAUAUGCCAACAGAUAUUGAGAAGCUAUGUUGCGGUAUCAGACCAGAGAAUUGUAUUUCAUUACCACCAGAGUUUGAACAAUAUUGUUUAGAGCCACAAGUUCUGGAUCUUGCUAAUGUAUAUAGAAACGGUGUACUAGCAAUUGAUAUGGACGAAGACAUUAAUCAAAGGAGAAGACAAUUUGUUAUGUGGUGGUACAGGGAAUAGAGUAGUAGUACCCUC
Molecule: messenger RNA, 371 nt
Organism: Patella vulgata (common limpet)
Lineage: Eukaryota; Metazoa; Mollusca; Gastropoda; Patellidae
Product: P2X purinoceptor 7-like
Exons: 2
Coding region: 39-356 (105 amino acids)
Source: RefSeq, a predicted model, not a curated record